Molecule: messenger RNA, 1599 nt
Organism: Mycena indigotica
Lineage: Eukaryota; Fungi; Basidiomycota; Agaricomycetes; Agaricales; Mycenaceae
Product: MFS general substrate transporter
Exons: 10
Coding region: 1-1599 (532 amino acids)
Biological process (GO): transmembrane transport
Molecular function (GO): transmembrane transporter activity
Source: RefSeq, a predicted model, not a curated record
AUGUCCUCCUACUUCCCCGCCCCCGACGCAGACGAUGAUCCUCUUACGAAUGCAGCCGAUGAGGUGGACAUGGACUCGCGCACGCGGCUUGACAAGACCAUCGACAAAAUUGGAAUGGGUAGUUACCAGUGGACGUUGUUAUGUCUUUGUGGCUUCGGCUGGAUGGCGGACAACAUGUGGCUCCAGGCUGUUGCUAUUAUUCUGCCACGCGUCCAGCAGCACUACUCUGUUCCAGACAGCCAAAUAGGCAUCCUUUCAUCGUCCAUGUUUGCUGGGAUGAUGAUAGGUGCCGUUGGCUGGGGCACAGGUUCUGACUUGCUCGGUAGAAGUACGGCGUUCAAUGCGACGCUUUUCUUCACUGCCCUCUUCGGCAUUCUCUCCUCCUUCGCCUACUCUUUCCCCUCGCUUUGUCUCCUGCUGUUCUUACUAGGCAGCGCGGUCGGGGGCUCUAUGCCGACCGACGGCACGCUUCUUCUCGAACACAUGCCGCAGCACAAGCUUUACCUCGUCACUGCCCUGUCCUUCUUCUUCUCUUUGGGCUCGGUAUUAGCGGCAGUCGUUGCCCUAAUACUCGUCCCAUCCAAUUCAUGCAUAUCGACCACGGUUUGCGACCCUGCUCUCAACAAUGGAUGGAGGCACCUUCUGACCGCACUGGGCGUCAUUACACUUGCAAUGUUCCUAGCUCGUAUCGUCUUCUUCCGUCUGCACGAAUCUCCGCGCUACCUUGUUCACGCGGGUCGUCCAGAGCAAGCACUCGAAACACUUCAACUUAUCGCCCGCUUCAACGGCUCGUCAACACUUGCUGGCGAGCUCAAGUUGGCCGACGUUGACGAUACUGCGGUCGUUAUUGACGACGGGGUUCCCGAUGGUUACGAGUCCAUAGCUAGCGAUCCCGCAGAGCCCAGGAGUAAAGAGACGCGCUACUUCGCAUCUUGGGCUCAGAGGUGGUUAGCUCGCUUCCGCAUGGUGCUCAUUCCGCAAUGGAGGCGGACGACGCUGCUGGUUUGGGGUGCUUGGUGUGGGAUGGCACUUGCAUACACGAUGUUCAACGUUUUCCUCCCGAAACUGCUUGAAUCAGAUGGUGGCGGAGACAAAUCCAUCUCGGACAGUUUAUGGGAUGUGCUUGUCUUUACACUCGGAGGGUGUCCCGGUGCUUUGCUUGGGGCACGUCUUAUUCUGACCCCGCUAGGUCGACGUUGGUCCCUCGCCAGCAGCACCCUCGUCACCGCUGGCUUCUGCAUCUUGUUUAUUUUUGCGCAAAGUGCAGGUAGCGUUUGGGCCACACGUAUUAGUGCCAUUGGAAUCGGGCUAGCCAGUACGACAAUGUGGGCUGUACUUUAUGGCUGGACACCAGAGAUAUUCGCGACCCAAGUACGAGGCACGGCUUGCGGAAUCGCAUCGGCCCUCUCUCGCGUUGGCGGCAUCAUCGCGCCUCUCAUUGGCGGUUUGCUCCUCUUGUUCAGCCGGGCCGCGCCGGUUUAUGCGAGUAUGCUAGUGUUUGUGAUCGCCGCAGUCUGUGUACUUGGUCUAGCAGAAGAUGAAGGAGAGGGCGGCAAGGCGAAAGGAGGACACACGCGCGGGGCAGGGCUGAUGCAUUGA